Anoplopoma fimbria (sablefish) is the source of this 1228-nucleotide messenger RNA. RefSeq names its product ankyrin repeat and SOCS box-containing 12a (gene asb12a). Lineage: Eukaryota; Metazoa; Chordata; Actinopteri; Perciformes; Anoplopomatidae. The transcript is spliced from 3 exons. Gene Ontology annotation, biological process: intracellular signal transduction. Bases 182 to 1096 code for a protein of 304 amino acids. Gene Ontology annotation, molecular function: protein binding. The record is from RefSeq and is a predicted model, not a curated record.
UUAAACCUAGUAAACACAGCAGAGCAGCUUCUGUUUGUCCGCACCACUGGGUCAAAACGGGAAAACGCGAGAUGUGUAACGUGAAAUGUGCAGCGUAAUCCCGAACUGGAUUUCACGGUUGUUGUUCUCGUCCUUCCUGUUGGGGAGGCAUUAGCAUACGGGACGGAGGCUCGCAGGUUCUAUGCUCCAACUAAGGACAUCUGCAGAAGAAAAAAGCAGCUGUGAAAUCUCCCAGCUCAGACAAGCAGUGCUACAAAACAAUGACAGACUCGUCGAUGAGAUGCUCUGCCAAGAAGUCUACAGGAAAGUCAUCAACUGCAGAGGUGGCUGGGGCAUCGCGGGCACGCCUCUGCAUGCCGCCGUGUCCAAAGGCCACCUCAGCUGUCUGCAGGUCCUGCUAGGCCACGGCGCCCUGGUGGACUGCGUGGAUGUCAAGGCUCAGACCCCUCUCUUCGCUGCCGUCCGGGGGAAAUAUCUGGACUGUGUCUUAGCGCUCCUCGGAGCCGGAGCCAACCCCAACGGGAACGCGUCCAACAACUGCUCCCCCGUCCUCACUGCGGCCCGGGAGGGCGACGUGGAGAUACUGCACGAACUGCUGAGACGCGGCGCGGAGGUGAACUCCCGCUCCAAGGUCCUGCUCUGGACGUCCAGCGCCAGGGUGUCCAGCGGGCCGCUGUACCUGGCCGCCGUUUACGGACACAUGGAGUGUUUCAGACUGCUGCUGCUCUACGGGGCGGACCCGGAUUACAACUGCACCGACGAGAGGCUGCUGAGCUCCAUCAAGCAGCCCAAAACGGUGCUAGAGAUGUGCCUGAGGCACGGCUGUGGGGUGGAGUACAUCCAGCUCCUGAUCGACUUCGGUGCAAACGUCUACCUCCCUACUCUGAUCAUCGAGAAGUCCACGAAGCAGAACGAGGCUGUGGAGCUGCUUCUGGAGGAGAGAGGAAAUCCAAAGGCCUUGACUUCACAGUGCCGACUCGCCGUCCGAGGAUACCUCAAAAAGAUCAACAAGAUCCACUGUAUCGACCAGCUGGACAUGCCAACAAGUCUCAUUAACUUCUUGCAACACAAGCCGGUCCCAGUCACUGUUCUGUAGCCCAGUGAGCUGGAGGCACGCAAUGUAAAUUCAUUUUUAUUUAACUCUGUGAACCACCUUUGUUUUAGAUUCUGUCUUAUCAUGUGCUGGUCUUUUAAGACAUAACAUUAAAUGUGUGGGGAUAAGUGGUGU